AUGGCGGAAGAGUUUGUUCCACAAAUAGAUGGCAAGAGCUUUGAGGAUGUAGCAGAGGACUACUUAACGGACUUGAUAGGAAGAAGCCUGGUAAUGGUUGCUAAAAAGAGAUCGAAUGGCUCCGUUAAAGUCUGUCAUGUUCAUGAUCUGUUGCUUGAAUAUUGCAAGAGAAAAGCUGAAGAAGAGAACUUUUUUGAGCUUAUAUAUAAGGAGGACAAGCACACUCUUUGUGAUGAUCUAGACGAUAUUUUGGAGUCAACAUACUCUCUAUCUCCUGAAGAACUGUAUACCAGACAUACUCAACGUAGGUUAUGCAUCUAUUCACAAAGGGAGAGUUUUCUUGUCAAGUCUAGGCCAUCAGGACCACAGCUUCGUUCUUUGUUGUUCUUUGACAUUAAUGACAAAUCCUUGACAAAACCAUAUGAUAUCUCUCCUAUAUGUCUCGCCUUGAGAGGUGAAGUUUGUUUGCCAUACACACUUUCAAGACUGAGACAUCUUCAUGUCGAUGCACGUGCUGUUUUUGGCUGUGAUGGAUGGAAUUUGAUUCAACUAGAAAACCUGCAAACCAUUUCCACUCCGGCCCUCAUCUAUAACAAAGAUCAUGCCAUGGAUCCUAAUGAGGUAAUGAGAAGGUUACCUAAUCUUCGGAAAUUGAGAUGCAUAUCAGUUGACUCGGAGGACUGCUGUCAUUUUCCAUCACUGGAGUGUGUGAGUCGACUUGAAUCACUCAAGAUAUUACACUAUGGUCAGUCAUUUUCUUCUUGUAAGUUCAACUUCCCCUCAAAUCUCAAAAGACUGACAUUGCCAAAGUUUCAGCUACCAUGGACUGAAAUUUCAAGAAUUGGUAGCUUACCACACCUUGAGGUUCUCAAACUACUUGCCCGAGCCUUUGAGGGUGUGCAAUGGGACAUGAAAGACGGAGAGUUCCUGAAACUAAGAUUCUUGAAGUUAGACUCUUUGAACAUUGAACAAUGGAACAUCUCAUCUGAUUGCUUACCUUCCCUUGAGCAUCUUGUUCUGCAAAGUUGUAAGAAACUUAAGGAGUUCCCUUCAUGCUUAGGCGAUGUUUCAACGCUACACAGUGUUGAGCUACACUGGUGCAGCCGUUCUUCUGUGAACUCGAUUAUCUCAAUUCAAGAAGAUGAGGGGUUCAAGGUCCAUGUAUACCCUCGAGAAUUCGAUUCCUGA
This is a messenger RNA of Solanum tuberosum (potato), 1188 nucleotides long. RefSeq names its product putative late blight resistance protein homolog R1A-3. NCBI's taxonomy places the organism in Eukaryota, Viridiplantae, Streptophyta, Magnoliopsida, Solanales, Solanaceae. Bases 1 to 1188 code for a protein of 395 amino acids. The record is from RefSeq and is a predicted model, not a curated record. The transcript is spliced from 2 exons.